Molecule: messenger RNA, 453 nt
Organism: Penicillium vulpinum
Lineage: Eukaryota; Fungi; Ascomycota; Eurotiomycetes; Eurotiales; Aspergillaceae
Exons: 3
Coding region: 1-453 (150 amino acids)
Molecular function (GO): peroxiredoxin activity
Source: RefSeq, a predicted model, not a curated record
AUGUCUGCUAGCAAGGAUUUGUUUCAGCAGGGGCUGAAAAACCGUCGGGAAGUGGUUGGGGAUGAAUACGUCAAUCGUUCGCUACAGAACGGUUCCAGCGCGUUUGCUUUUGCCGGUCAGCAGUUGACAACAGAGUGGUGCUGGGGAAAUGCCUGGUCGAGGCCGGGCUUAUCGCGCCAACAACGGAGUCUGCUCAAUUUAGGCAUGCUGAUUGCGCUCAAGAGUUGGCCAGAGCUGGGUGUGCACGUUCGCGGUGCCAUCCGUAAUGGACUAACUGAGGUGGAGAUCCGCGAGUCUAUUCUGCAUGCUACUGUCUACUGCGGUGUCCCAGCCGGUGUGGAGGCCUUCAAAGUGGCAUCCAAGGUCUUGGACGAGAUGGUUUCUUCAGGAGAGCACCAACGGCAGUUGAAGACACUUGAUCCGGAAUUCGCAUUGUAUGCCCAGUCUGAAUGA